Pyricularia grisea is the source of this 3477-nucleotide messenger RNA. RefSeq lists its product as uncharacterized. The transcript has 2 exons. The record is from RefSeq and is a predicted model, not a curated record. The coding region runs from base 1 to 1497 and encodes 498 amino acids. NCBI's taxonomy places the organism in Eukaryota, Fungi, Ascomycota, Sordariomycetes, Magnaporthales, Pyriculariaceae.
AUGGCUGUCAUCACCCCUGAACUUGUUUCCGAGGGCAUUAGGCUCAUCGUUCGGCAGGUCACGGCCUCGGACCCGUCUUCAUCAACCUCUACGCCAUCGUCGACGUUGAGCAACCCAUCCCCUACCGAUUCGGCCAAUCCGGGACCAUCGGGUAACGGCAGCCCUGGGGGCAAUAACAACAACAACAACAACAACAACAACAACAACAAUAACAACAGCAAUGGCAGCAACGGGAGCUCGCCAUUACUAUUUUUCGUCGCACUCGGAUUCGGAGUCGUAUUUACGAACCUAUGGAUCAUCGUGGGUGUCAAGUACUGCUUCCGGUACAAUGCCCGCAAUCGCGCAAUGCGUGUGAACGAGGAUGGCGAGCCCAUCACCCUCGAAAACAUGCCGCGCCCGCACCGGCGUCGGCGUGAAAAGAAACUCAUGACCAUGGACGAGGUCAACGAGAAGUUUCCGAUGCAAAAAUACAAAAGCUGGGUCGCCUCCAGAGCCCAAGAAGGACUGCCAACACGCGGUGGCGUCUCUGCUCCACCGAGCAGGGCGGGCAGCGUACGGUCCGUAGAAGGUGUUGUGCCUGUCGACAAGGAAAGACACAGCAGCGAUCACGAUCGGCCGACGACGAGUGCGAGUGUGCCUGCUCCUGUUGAUAACAGUGAGAAUGAGAAGCUUGGAAUGGCAAAUGAGGCGAAGGAGAGCAGUUCGGGAAGCGGGACAGCUGAUCCCAAAGAUGUGGGAUCUGCACCACAAACGAACGGCACCGAGCCCAAGCUGCAAACGGACAGGAGACAUUCACAUGAUCAAGCCUCUGACGAGGAAGAAGACGAUCAUAUCAACGCCGCUAUCCCACCAGAAUUGCUUGAAUCAUCAGGAGACACCUGUGCCAUCUGCAUAGACACCUUAGAAGACGACGACGACGUUCGUGGUCUGACAUGCGGACAUGCCUUCCACGCAGUAUGCGUCGAUCCUUGGCUGACGUCGCGACGGGCGUGCUGCCCAUUGUGCAAAGCCGACUACUACACACCAAAACCACGACCAGUCGUGGAAGGUGCUGAGGGUGCCGGUCCGACGGGCGUUGUGACCGUGGUACUCCCCGACCAGAAUGGAAGGAGGAUGAACAUGCCUAGUCGACCAAGUAACACUUGGACUACGUUCAUGACAAGGAGAACGAACACAGGCGGGCAGCAGAUGCAGCAGCAACAUCAGGUCUAUCAGCAGCACCCACAAACCGGAGCCGCCGUUCCCGAUUCCGGCAGACCUGGGCUGUUCACCCGGUUAAGGGCACAGCGCAACGACGGUCCCCCAACUAUCAGUGGCGCUACCCAAGAGCCGUCGCCAUCCCAAACUGGUGCACCGAGCAACAACGGUGGUUUCUUUGGACGAUUUAGGAGGCAGCCUGCUUCCGGAGCGGCACAACCGGAGACGUCAGGCGUUUCAGCAGCUACGACUACUCCGUCUCAACUUGAGGCAGGAAUACAGAACGUUGCUGCUAGGUGAUGAAGAUGGUACUUUAUCUUUUAAAACAAUGUCAACUUCACUCUGGAUCCUGAAAUACGGGCUUGUCCCGAGAAGAAUCUUUGGGCUAUGGAGAUACGAAUUCGUACACAACUACAAACACACAAAUGUAUAUUUCCACCUAGACUCCAAUGCUUGGGGCCAUCUAUUUUCCAUCUCUCUCCUUUAAGCGAUAUCUUUAGCCCAGAAACUUGGUUCUUCAUCAUGCACGCACAUCUGUUUUCCUCUAUUUGUCUUUUGCAUAGCAACGAAGGGGGGUUUUUACUAGUUAGUGAUUCGGUCCUUUCCCAAUUGAAGUGUGCGUCGUUGUCACCAAACUUUCACGCUUACUUUUUGUGAGCGAGCUUUUGCACUACCGAGGUCCCCAAAUAUUUUCAUCUCGUCUUGAAGUUUACUCUCGCAGAAUAUGUUUUGAGCCCAAUGAGGAUUUGGUACUAUUUGUGCGGCCAUGUUGCACAACUAGCUAGUCUUGACAUGGUGCGACUCUACCUGGUCGCCCGUUUAUAUCUAACAGGAUGUUUUCAAGGCAAGGCAAAGAAAGUGGUCGUGAGGACACAGGUGGGCUCGGGAAAAAGAAUUCAGACAGACUUUGUAGAUGUAUUGUCUUUUUGAACAUGGUGAAGAAUAGUCGCAGUUAGAUCCAAGGUCAAAAGAGCUUCAGAUACAGACAGCGUUAUGAUGGAGUAAUAGUGUCUGUGUCACUUUUACGUCGGGUUUUCGAUAUGAACUACUCGUCGGGCUACAAUGACUACCAACCAGUCCCAUCUGGUACCAACUUGAAUGUUCAUCCAUCACAAGUAUUUGCCUUUGCUAAACCUACCGCCAAAGUCAGCAGCCUGCUUCCUCAGGUCCCUCAUCUGGGAGUUUGUGACCCUCCCACCAACAGCCAUGUCCUUUUCGCGAUCGAACGCCCUCUUGCUGGGGUCAUCCUCCUCGGCGGCCGUCCUCGCUCCACCCCCGGCCUUGCGAUUGGCCUGAUGCUCCUCGUACAGCGACUUGCCGCGGGUUUGGGUAGUGUAGGUGCGGAUGGCGGCGUCGCGCGCAUCGUCUCCGGGGUUCAUUUUGGCGGUAGUGGCCGCCGCUGACGACGACGCAUCCGGCCCGCGGCGCGAGAGAAUGCGCUCCUUGCGCUCCUGAGCCGUCUCGGUCCACAUCGACCCGAUCUCGCCGGGGUUCUGGGCCGCGGUCGACGUGGCGGCGCGCCCGGUCGCGAAGCCCUUGAACCGGAUCUUGGUCGGGUCCGGCUUGUUGGUCGGCGGCGGCGGGCGGAUCAUCCAGUCGUCGCGCUUCGAGGGUGGUGCCGCCGCCGCCGUCGACUCUGCGUCUUGGGCCAGCCUGGCCGACGCGGCUGCUGCUGCCGCUGAGCGCUGUGCUGCCUGUGCCGAAGUGGGCAGCGCGGGCCCGUAGUCAUCGUCGUCAUCCGAGUCUUCGUCAGAGGAUGGUGGGUUUGGUGGCCGCUCUGAGAGGGCCGCGGGUGGCGCUGCUGGGCCGAGCACGCGCCUUGCGGGUUGUUCUGGUCUCGACUGGUGCUCGACUUCGGGCUCUGUGGGUUGUGGUGGCGGCAUGGAGGGGCCUGCGGCGCGGGAACCAGGAGGCUUGUUGUUGUUAUUGUCGGUAGAUACAGAGGGUCUAGGGAGUGUGGGGCCGGCUGCUGCGGCGCUGGGGCCAAAGUCGUCGUCGUCGGAAUCAUCGUCCAGAUCAAUCUCGUCGUCGUUGCUGAGUCGCGAUGUCUUGGAGGGCGGUUGUGAAGGGCCGCCCGCUGCCUUGCUGUCGUCGUCGUCGUCGUCACCUGGUGUGCGCUUGCGCUUUGUGAGGUGCGGUGGAAGUUGCGGGCCUAUUGACGACAUUGUGUGUUUUGAUUUGUGGUUGCUAUGUGCCCUGGUAUGUGAAGGAAUGAAGGAAGGUGACUAGUGAGUCUUGCUGUUUGCAGGGACUAAAAACUAAAAUAAAAAAAUACGUCAG